AAACUUCCGCUUUCUUGAGAGUGAACACGUACAUAGCUUGUGUUGACUGCAGAGUUUUUAUAAUGGAUCAAAUAUUUAUCGAUAGAGUACGAAAGUAUUUACGUGAUAACGUUGAAAAGACCUACAUAAAUCCAACAAUAAUAAGUAAGUAUCUACAAGACAAAUUUUCUGAAUAUUCUUCAGUAGAGGUCGAACGUUUGCGUAUAUCAGUUAAAGAAGCUUAUCGUAUCAUAUCUGAAAACUUCGAUUUGUAUGAUGAGUUUGUAAAAGUUGGUUGGAAUUACUCAGAAAGUGAUAGUGCAUUGAAUAACGAAUUGUACUCAAAAAACUCUACACAGCCUGCAAAAAAAAUAAAAGUUGAUGCUGACUUUGUAGCGAAUGAUGCCGACUUUGUAGCGAAUGAUGCCGACUUUGUAGCGAAUGAUGCUGACUUUGGAGCGAAUGAUGCUGACUCUGUAGCGAAUGAUACUGUCUUUGGAGCGAAUGAUGCUGCAUUAAAAAUGAAGCAAAAAGUGCGUAAAUAUAACAAAAACGUUAUAUUGGAUCAGUCAACCCAAAAUUUCAACACUCUUUGUGGUAUGGAAAAUACUUUAAAAAAGUUAUGUGAGACUUUUUUAUAUCUCAAAACACCAAAAAUUUAUAAUACAGUAGGUUUGGAUACACCAAGUGGAAUUUUACUACAUGGCCCUAGAGGUUGUGGCAAAACGCAUCUUGCAUAUGCUAUAGCCGGGGAAUUUCAUUUGAAUAUUAUUAAAUUACAUGGGAGAGAACUUAUAUCAGAUACUUUAGAAGAAACUCAAACAGUAAUUUCUGAUGUUUUCGAUCAGGCUCUAUUUUGUGCACCAUGUGUACUUUUUAUUGAUGAAAUUGAUGGUAUAUGUGGGAAUAGUUCAAAGGCACAAAAGGUUAUGGAGCGACUAGUAGUUUUAAAACUGAUAUCUUGUCUUACUGAGUUAAACGAAUCUGAGAACGGUCAUAAAGUUUUAGUUAUUGCAGCUACUUCUCGACCAAAUGAAUUGGAUCCAGAUUUGUAUCAAGACGGAUGCUUUCUUGUCGAUAUCGCGUUACCAUUACCAAAUCGACGUAAUCGCAAAGAGAUGUUAAGUGUUAUCUGUAAAAGUCAAACUUUAAAGAAGAACUUUGAUUUUAAUAAAAUAGCUGAGUUAACACCCGGUUAUUCUGGAGGUGAUUUAUCCAAUUUAAUAUCAUGUGCAGCUACAAUUGCAGUAAAAAAGAAAUGUUCAGAACAAAUUCGUAAGCUCCGAGAACGAAAACAAGAAAACAUAACGAUUGUGAAUUUGGAUAACAAAGAGAAUGAAGAAACUGAGAAAGCAAAUAAAUCUGAAAAAGAAGCUAAAAACUCAGUUGAAAAAACAGCAACAGAAAAAGAAAAAGAAACAUUAAAAGAAGAAAAGAACGGAAUAGAAUCAAAAAAUACUGAGAAUAAGAAGACUGUUGAUGUGGAGAAAACUGCUAUGGACAAAAUGAAAACUAAUGAAGAACAGGCGAAAGAAGAAAAAAUUAAUGCUAAAACUAAUAUAAUAAAAGCAAAUGACGAUGAUUCAGAAAAAAAAUGUAUUAAAAAAGAAAACAUUCCAGAACUAUCUUUAUUAGAAAUGAGGAAUUUGCUUAUUAAUCCAUCUGAAGAAAUAAUGAUGCCAGAUAAGUUUUAUAUAACGCAUGACGACUUUUUAGAUGCUAUAAAAUUAAUAAAACCUACUGCUAAACGUGAGGGUUUCAUAACUAUUCCUGAUGCGACAUGGGAAGAUAUUGGGGCUUUACAUGAAAUACGUGAUGAGUUAAACUUAGCCAUUUUAGCACCUCUCAAAUUCCCAGAAAACUUAGAAACACUUGGUUUAUCUGCACCCUCAGGUGUUUUGUUAUGCGGACCGCCUGGUUGUGGCAAAACUCUUCUGGCUAAAGCAAUUGCUAAUGAGGCUGGCAUUAAUUUUAUAUCCGUACAGGGACCAGAACUAAUGAACAUGUAUGUUGGUGAGAGUGAACGUGUAGUACGCGCAAGUUUCCAACGUGCAAGGCACUCAGCACCUUGUGUACUUUUCUUCGACGAAUUUGAUUUACUCUGUCCAAAACGCUCAGAAACUAACGCAGUUAACGGAUCACGUACAAGAAUAGUGAAUCAAUUUUUAACCGAAAUGGAUGGUGUUAAAGAUCGUCAAGGUGUUUACAUUAUAGCUGCAACUAAUCGCCCUGAUAUUAUUGAUCCUGCUAUAUUACGUCUUGGCCGUUUAGACACAAUAUUGUAUGUAGGUUUACCAAACGAAAGCGAUCGUGUAGAAAUUCUUAAAGCAAUAACAAAGAAUCGUACACGACCCUUGUUGUCAGAGGAGGUCGAUUUUGUUGAAAUAGCAAAAAAGACUGAUGGAUUCACAGGAGCUGAUUUGGCAGGUUUGAUGCGGCAAGCCGCUAUGCUAGUACUUAAACAAUGUUUAAGUACCAAAUUAAGAGGAGAAAAUAUGUGUGUGGGAAAUAAACAUAUUGAAGUAGCACUUAAAAUGUUACGUCCAUCGAUAACAGAGAAGGAUCGAAAAAUUUACGAAACUUGGCGUUUCAAGUAUGCUGCUCCUCGUGUUCCAGAUUUAAUAGAAACUGAUUAGAUUAACUGAUUAAAUAAUGUCUUUGAGAUAAGCGAACUUUUGUUAAUCUCAAAUUGAAACAGAACAGAAUUAAUUUUAA
Teleopsis dalmanni is the source of this 2694-nucleotide messenger RNA. Its product is annotated as nuclear valosin-containing protein-like. Bases 63 to 2615 code for a protein of 850 amino acids. The transcript is spliced from 4 exons. NCBI's taxonomy places the organism in Eukaryota, Metazoa, Arthropoda, Insecta, Diptera, Diopsidae. Gene Ontology annotation, biological process: ribosome biogenesis. The record is from RefSeq and is a predicted model, not a curated record. Gene Ontology annotation, cellular component: nucleus. Gene Ontology annotation, molecular function: ATP hydrolysis activity; RNA binding; ATP binding.